Zea mays is the source of this 1660-nucleotide messenger RNA. RefSeq lists its product as uncharacterized. The record is from RefSeq and is a predicted model, not a curated record. NCBI's taxonomy places the organism in Eukaryota, Viridiplantae, Streptophyta, Magnoliopsida, Poales, Poaceae. Gene Ontology annotation, molecular function: DNA binding. Bases 987 to 1391 code for a protein of 134 amino acids. The transcript is spliced from 2 exons.
AGGAUAAUGGCUAAACAAAAUCGCUGCUUGGUAGCAAAAUUACAACAAAAAAAAGGCUCCCCCAAAUCAGGUGUUAUACACUCGUCAGGAGCAUGGUUCACCAUGACCGCUUCACCUGGUUCACCUGGAGCUGCAGCCAGCUCAUCGGAGAGAAGUGUGGGCUGUGGCUGGCAUCUUCUCUGGUAAUAACAAAGCAGUGGCCUAGGUUGUCAGACUGUCAGGUGGUAACUAAUCUGAUGGUGAGAGUAACUUCCACCAGCAUGGAACAAAAAUCCCGUUGCGGUAAAAGUUAACCGCGUCCUUAGGAUCCAUCUUGCUCACCUAUUUCUUUAAUUAACAACAGUCGAAGCAGUCUCCCCCUCCCCGUCCCCCUCUCCCUUCCCACAUUUUUCAAUGAACUGUAAAUGAAAGCAUUGCCUAAACAAACAGCUAAUGAUUCUUCAACAAGCUAUAUAUAUUUAAAAUAUCCUGGAGCUGAACCAACCACCCAUCUCUCUCCUCUCUAAACCCAAGCCAGUGUGCUGCCCCAGCACCCAGCAGCUAUUGGAGCUCAGCCAUCCAGAACACCAGGGCGCUAGCUGUUCGUUGAUAGAAACCCUCCUGCUGCUUCCCUUCCCUUCCUGCUCACCCACGUCCCAAUCUUCGCUGCGGCUUUCCGAUCUGCGGUACUUCCGGCACCGCGACCUAAAGCUCGCCACCGAUCCGCUGGGUCCUCGGCAUUCCUUUUUCUCCAGCACCGGCAAAGCUUCCAUCUUUUCGCCAGCAGACUUGACAAACGGAGUGCAUGACGCUGCUUGGAGUAGACGCAAGCUCUGUGGAAGAUCUCUAGUGUAUCCGUUUUUUACUAGAUUGUCUAAGACCAGUUGUCUUGACGAAGUACUUCAUUUCCAACAAGCAAAUCUGAUAAAACAAAAGGAGCAGCUUCAACAGAGCCUGCAGCUCCAGUGGUUGGACUGACCAACAUUUGCACAGCUGAAAUUGAAUCCAUGGGCAGAGGAAGAGGGAGAGGGAAGAAGCUAACCACUGUCAGGAGCCACGAAGACAAAGGUAGCAGCGGCGAAGAAGUCGUGCCUGCAAAGAAGAGGAGGGGAAGGCCCCAAAAGCGCUUCGCCAGUAAGAUCGAUCAAGCAGAUGUUGAAAACUUUGUAGAACAGGUCGAUGCCGACCAAGAAGAAGCUGAUGAUGCCAAGCUGAAGAACAGUGCCGCAGCUGGUGGUACCAAGAGAGGCAGGCCGCUGAAAGAGGGCUCCAAUAUUGCCGUAGAAGAUACUAAUUCUACUGUUCGAUUAAGCAGUGAUGAAUCAACGAGGACCAAUGGGUUCAGGCAGAUUGGGAGCCGGCGAAAAAACAAGCCCCGGCGAGCAUCGGAGGCAGGGCUAGAAUGCAAGUGAACCGUCCCUGCAUUUUUCAGUACAAGGUAGCAUCCUUUUUUUUUUUUUUGCUACAUCCGUCAUGUUUGGUAGCUCCCAAUGCUGGAAAAACAAAAUGUAAACUAGCAUGUUCUGAUUACAUGCCUCAGUUUUUUUUUCAUUGACACAAAGUGUAUGAACUGAUGGUACACCAACUUGUUCAGCUGCUCUAGACCCUGGUUCUGUUUGAGCUGCUUGUAGCAGAGAUCUUACCUUUCAGUUUACCAUAUAGUGUUCCUGCAGUUUUGAUU